Messenger RNA from Salvelinus namaycush (lake trout), 540 nucleotides. Its product is annotated as sodium channel protein type 8 subunit alpha-like. NCBI's taxonomy places the organism in Eukaryota, Metazoa, Chordata, Actinopteri, Salmoniformes, Salmonidae. The record is from RefSeq and is a predicted model, not a curated record. The transcript has 2 exons. The coding region runs from base 1 to 540 and encodes 179 amino acids. Gene Ontology annotation, molecular function: 2-oxoglutarate-dependent dioxygenase activity; methyltransferase activity.
AUGGCCGCGCCCGGUCUCGCACCCCCAGGACCUGACAGCUUCAAGCUGUUCACCCCCGAGUCGCUCCUUACUAUCGAGGAGCGCCAAUUCCAGGAGAAGAUCAAGAAAAAGCCCAAGCCCAAGUCUGACAGCAGUCACCGCGAGGAAGAAGAGGAAGAACCCAUGCCCAAUGGUGAUCUGGAGGCGGGGAAGUCCCUCCCUUUCAUCUACGGGGACAUCCCUAAUGGGCUGGUGGCGGUACCACUGGAGGACUUGGACCCUUAUUAUAUGAAUGAGAAAGAAAUGCCCCUUACCAUCUCUCCCCCCGAGAUAGAUGGCUCAGCCGUCAGCACGGCCAAGUCAUUCAAAUUCCUGGGCAGCAUCUCCCACAACAUCACAGCGGUCACCAAGAAGUAUCAACAGAGGAUGCACUAUCUGCACCAGCUGAGGAAACUCAAACUGUCUCUGACAAUUCUUGUUCGGUUCUACACGUCCAUCAUUGAGUCCAUUCUUACCUCUUCUAUCACCGUUUGGUUUGGAUCUGUGUCUGCCUGCUACUAG